AUGGCCGAAGGUAGAAAAUCAGUGGAACUUGCAGUUCUCAGCUAUGAGCGCCUAAAGGCUCAAGACAAGGACGAGGUAAAGAAGAUGAUUCAGGCGCUCUUCUAUACAUUUGACUCUGGAGUUGAAAAGAUUCAUCUGGGCCGAGAGGAGCAUAUUCGGGGAACGUUAGAUUUGCCCGAGGAUCUCCAACCCAUAGCAGAUAAAGUCGCAAGCACAUCCGCUUACAUUGACAGCCUGCUUCGAGAGCUUGGAACCACCUUGUGCUCGUCGAUGGAGCCGCCUGUCCCAGCUGUUCUUGAUCAUCCCGAGAAACCAGGCCUCAGCAACUUGUACCUCGCUAUCUCGAAGGCGAAGCCGGAUACGUUCAUCAUGACGACGCAUACGGACGACGGCUUCCUAACCUUGACCUUCUAUGAUGAGCCAUUCAACGAAGUAUUGGAUCGAACGACGCAGGAGUGGAGGCGGAUCGAAGUCAACAGGCACAUGCCACUUAUAAAUGCGGGAGAUCAGCUGCAGAAGAACUCGGACAAUCGCCUGUAUUCACCCAUUCAUCGCUGCUAUCAGGAUAAAAAUGAGAUUGACCUCAUCAUGUUUGAUUUAUUUGAAUCACCCAAGGAAGAGUAA
This is a messenger RNA of Parascedosporium putredinis, 624 nucleotides long. The record is from the annotation of a GenBank genome assembly. NCBI's taxonomy places the organism in Eukaryota, Fungi, Ascomycota, Sordariomycetes, Microascales, Microascaceae.